UAUAAGAUUCUGUCACACCAUAAUGAGAAUUAUUUUUGAUUAAUCUAAAUAAUACUUAUUUUUAAUUUAAAUAUUCUUCAAUUUUUAUUGUACAAUAUUAUGAAUUAGAAAUUCUUAUUGUUAUUGAAAUAUCACCAUUGCCUGUUCGAAUAUGAGACUGUACACUCAAAGAAAGAACAAGGGGAGUUGCAUUGUUUGAAAAUAUAGUGCUUCAAAGCAGAAAUAAUUUUAAUAAACAAUACGUAGAAAGAAAGUAUAUGGCUGAUAGUUGGAAAUUAAAGGAAUAUGAAGGACGUAAAUUAAUAGGAUUUUCAAUGGAGCAAAUAUACGAAGUUGUAGCAGACGUGAAAAAUUAUAAAGACUUUGUACCAUUUUGUAAAAAGUCUGAUGUUAUAUCAUAUGACGAUACCAGUCUUAAAGCUAAUCUAGUCAUAGGAUUCCCGCCAAUAAAAGAAAGCUACACUUCAAAAGUAACUAUGGUCCGGCCACGUUUAGUAAAAGCCGAAUGUACGGAUGGUAGAUUAUUUAAUCAUUUGAAUACUUUGUGGCUAUUCAGCCCAGGAUUAAAAAAUAAUGCACAAACGUGUGUAAUUGACUUUUCCUUGUCGUUUGAAUUUAAGUCAUUAAUACAUUCACAUUUUUCGAAUUUAUUUUUUAAUGAAAUUGUAAGACAAAUGGAGAAUGCUUUUAUUGAAGAAGCCAAACGUAGAUAUGGCAGACCCUGUAUAAAAACGGUGCGAUUAGAAAGAUGACAAAUCGUGUCAAUUGGUUUAUUAAACAAUUAUCGGCAAUUGUAAGGAAUACUUCAGAAAUAAAUGAAGCUAUACUCAUAAAA
Messenger RNA from Megalopta genalis, 835 nucleotides. The record is from RefSeq and is a predicted model, not a curated record. NCBI's taxonomy places the organism in Eukaryota, Metazoa, Arthropoda, Insecta, Hymenoptera, Halictidae.